Siniperca chuatsi (mandarin fish) is the source of this 3747-nucleotide messenger RNA. RefSeq names its product ecdysoneless homolog (Drosophila) (gene ecd). The transcript is spliced from 14 exons. Gene Ontology annotation, cellular component: nucleus. The coding region runs from base 371 to 2362 and encodes 663 amino acids. The record is from RefSeq and is a predicted model, not a curated record. Lineage: Eukaryota; Metazoa; Chordata; Actinopteri; Centrarchiformes; Sinipercidae.
CGCUUGUAGUUGGUGGAAUAUUGUGUGGACUAAACUCUAAAUGCGCAUUGUGUAAUUAAUGAUUUGAUUUUCAUUAAAUUCAGUAGAAAUAUGUUUUAUUUGCAGAUUUCGUAAAACAUACGUUCUUUUUAUCUGUAGAACAACGAAAAGUGGUUAAUAUAAAACCUAGGAACUAUUAUUCGUUACAUCAUUGGGGUAGUCGAGUAAAAUUCACAGUCGGACCUAAACAGUGACAGAUGGCGUGAUUAACAACGUACCGAGAAAUGCGAAAAGUCUUAUUAUUUCUUACAUUGGAAUCUCUCCAGACUACUCUAACAUAAUAUCUCGGAAUUAAAAACAGUACAAGCAGGUCUUUUUAAAAACUACUACAAUGGACGCCCUGCAGAGGAGAGUGGUUCAGGAGGACGUGGUUCAGUACAAACUCUUCUUGAUCCAGCCAGACGGUUCAACUUCACAACAAUCUGAGGAACAUCUAACACAUCUAGUAGAGGAAAUUUUGGCAAAGGUUGCCCCAUUCCUGAUACAGUACAUCUGGCAGCAUCAGUCAUUCAACCUCAAGUAUCAUCCUAAAAACGGAGAUUUCCCUGCUCACAUUGGAGGUAGCACUCAGUUUGGGGACAAUGUGGAGGACGAGUGGUUUAUUGUUUAUCUCCUGCAGCAAAUCACAGAAGCCUUCCCAGAGCUCGCUGCCAGAGUUGAGGACAAUGAUGGAGAGUUUCUUCUGAUUGAAGCAGCUGAUUAUCUUCCCAAGUGGCUGAAUCCAGACACCAGUGAAAACAGGGUCUUCUUCUAUAGGGGAGAGCUGCAUAUUCUGCCCUGUCCCUCCAAAUCCAGUCCAGUGGGGGUCUCAAAAGAUGUGGUACCAAGUGUGGCACAAGCUCUAGCACUUCUCUCCACCCACCCAGAGGCCUGUCAGGCGAGCCCCAAGAUUUGUUCAGCCCUGAGGAAGCGACUAGAGGGGUACCCAGAGAAGAGUAAAACUGGCCUCCAUCGUGCCCACUGCUUCAUACCUGCAGGUAUUGCCAUGGUGUUAGCACAACGACCAGACCUGGUCGCUCCUGCAGUGUCAGCGUUCUACCUGCGGGAUCCAGUAGAUCUGCAGGCGUGUCGAAGCUUCAAGACCUUUCCUCCUGAUACACGAGUCCUCACCUCGGUGACAUUCACGCGUUGCCUGUACGCCCAGCUGCAGCAGCAACAGUUCACCCCAGACCGGAGGAGCGGCUUCACCCUGCCUCCUCGCUCUCAUCCUCAGUACAAAGCCCACGAGCUUGGCAUGAAACUGGCCCAUGGCUUUGAGAUCCUGUGCUCUAAGUGCAGGCUGCCAUCAUCAGAGCCUGAUGCCCCCGUCAGUUGUAACCCUCAGUGGAAAGGCUUCAUGGACAGUCUGAAAAGGAACAGCUACUUCCGGGGAGAACUGGAAGGUUCGGCCCAUUACAGAGAACUGAUGAGAUCUGCAGAAAACUUCUUCAAACAGUCUGUCGCCUCAACAUCGAGCGCUUCAUCCCCGGGUGAGGAGGUUCUCCAGCUGCUGAACAGCUGCAAUCCAUUCAAUUUGGAGGAGCUGAAGAAACAAGAGUCACAGCUCCCCCAAGAGGACAGUGACAGCUGGCUGGAUAUCACAGCUCAGGAUUUGGAGCGUAUGUUGCAGGAGAGGAGCGUGGGGAGAGCUGAUGUUGGCAGCCAAAACUCCACCAAACAGACACAGCAUGUCAGGGGCACAGAGGAGAGGAGAAAGGAGACUGAGGACGGCAAGGAGGAAGAGGAGGCCGGUUACAGCCUGGUAGCAGUCAGUCAGGGGAUGAAGAACUUCCUCAACGCCAUGUCGUCGCAUGAGGGUGCUGAACUGCCCUGGAGCAGUUCAAUUCAGCCUUUUAGUUUUGACCCCGACUCCGUGGCCAACGCACUGGACAGACUACUAGGAAGCAAAGAAGAAGAGCUAGAUUCAGAUGAUCUAGGUGAUGAUGACGAGGAAGAUGAUGAGGAAGAGGAGGAGGAGAAAGAAGAGGGGUCGUGUGGUCACGCAGAGAUGAACGGGACAGAAACUUUAGACGGUCUCAGAGGAUACAUGGACCAAAUGGAUCAGGAGCUGAUGAGCACUAAUAUAGGACAAAGCUUCAACCACAUGAAUUACAACAAGGCAGGCUUGGACAAUGGCUCCCCUCAUCCCUCUGCCACAGACAGCCUCCCAACGCAUGGGGGGGUGGAAGAGAGAGAGGAGGAGAUCCAGCCUCUUGACGUCGACCUCAAUCUGGUCACAAACCUGCUGGAGUCCCUCAGCUGCCAGGCCGGACUGGCUGGACCAGCUUCUAACCUGCUGCAGAGUCUGGGUAUACACCUACCACCCAACUCGGAUCCCUCAUAAAGGACAAGAAGUAGACUCGGAUAAUUAAUGAGGCGAUAUUUGGCAGGCUUAAACACACAGCAAAGACCAGAAGAAUGCCUUCAUCACACUGACAGUACUUCUGUUGGCAAAGCACUCAUGGAUGUUGAAGAAGUCCUGUAGAGCUUUUAUCGUAAACAAACGUGGUCUUAUUUACAUUCGAUGUUUCUCACAGAAACGUACUGUGUGCACUGUAAAACUGUAUUCUCUAGGAAUGAAAAACACGUUGGGUGCAUUUCCUAUAUCAUAAAACAUUAGAAAAAAUCUUUUGGAAUGUGUUUAAGCCUGCAUUGUUUGUUGUUUACAGUUAAUAUUAAAUAUACAUAAGUACAAAAAAGGAAAGAAAGCUCAUACAUGUGCACAAGAUAAACUAAAGAUAACAUUAAUUAAAAAUAUGCAUCACACACCAAAAUAACGUUAUAAAAUUAUUUACAGGAUUUUACAAGAUUGUUUUCCAGUGGAUAGUUUCCUGUUUGGUCUAUAUAGGUGUGCAAAUUGUGGUAUAAAUAUACAAAACUUGCAUUUAUCUUCAGUUUUGGCAGUGUAAAUACAGAUUUUAUGUCUGUGUUUCAUGAAUCUUUGUCAAGUUUUUUUUUUUUUUUUUUUUUUUUCAUGUUCCUUAAUCCUGCAAAUCACGUCUCUGUCAGUCUGUUCUCAUGAUCUAAUAUUUAGUUAAAAAUAAUUUGGAGAAAGCACAUUUCAGCAAGACCAAGGGAGGAUGAAGCAGGACUCUACUACCGAAGACAUAAAAGAAAAAGGGGUCUCACUCAUUGACUGUGUGUAUUUGAAAUCACAGUAUAAUGAAACUGCAAGAUUCAACAGCAAAUUAUGACUUACAGGUUUACAGAGGAUUUUUAAUACAUGUUGCUUUGUGUAAUGUGUGAACUGUUUGUGUUUUUUGACAGCACUUACAUUCAAUUGUUUGAAAAAGAAUAAAUAUUUUGGGAAUAGUCAUAUUUCAGUUUAUUAAAUUAUACAGAUUCUCUUGGUUCACCAUCAGGUAGUUCAACAUCAUUAUCACCUAUUUGUUUAAGCAUGUAAAAUAGUAAAACAUUUAUUUCUAUUUUAAAUGUAACACAUACAUACUUUAAGAAAGUUAAUGAAAUAAUAAUAAUAAGCACAUAUUCUUAAAUUAAAACAUGAUUUAGCUUCGGAUAACUUAAAGUAGACUCAAAGAAAUUGGUGUCAGCACCAUUUAUCACAUUGAUCACUCAUUGCGAUCCCUUCUCAUGCGACAAACCUUAGGGGUCAGAUUCAUUCAAGGGCAACCUCUACAAACCUCUGGUUUAAAAUUCAUUCAGUCAAGGAUCUGAGUUUAAAUAUUUUUAACACUGUUAAGUGAAUGUAAUAAAGUUGGUUCAACAGUC